GUCAAAAUAGGUUAUAAUGCUACCAAAUAGGAAAGAAUGUAGCAUAAUAUCUACCCUCUCGUUUUUCUUGAUGUAUUAGUGGAUUUUCCCUCUCUUUUUUCCGCUGUCAGACAGCAAAAUUUUUAAUUCCUUGUUUAUACCGCGAGGCUACGUACCUACGUAGUAACGUUGCUUUACGUUCGUGUUUUUUGAGAAGAAAAACGCUGGAAUCUGUUCAUUAGCGUAAAAUCAAACGAGAAAAUGUUUGGUGGCAGUGUGCCCGUAGUGAUUCAAUCCAGGUGAAACACGCGCCGUGUAAGGAGAGUGUAAAACGUGGUGUGCCGAGCACGAGCUUGCGGUUGCCGUAGUUUGUUAUCAAACAGCACUGGUCGAGGCCGCGACCGCGAGACCAUGGCGGAGGCGGCGCCUGGCAAUAUUGUGAAGGAGGGCUGGCUGCAGAAGCGGGGCGAACAUAUCCGCAACUGGCGUGACCGCUACUUCAUACUGUUUGACAAUGGUGAUCUAGUGGGAUUCAAGACGCAGCCAGAACGUAAUAACUACCGCGAUCCUCUGAACAAGUUCACGGUACGGGACUGCCAGAUAAUGGCCGUGGACAAGCCGCGCCCCUACACCUUCACCAUCCGCGGCUUGCAGUGGACUACCGUCAUCGAGCGCAACUUCUCAGUGGAUACAGAGAAAGAGCGCGAGGAGUGGGUGGCGGCCAUCCGCUACGUGUCGGGGCAGCUGAGCGCGGGCGGGCCGAGCGCGGCGGCCGGCGCGGCGCCCGACGGCGACGACCGCGACAUGGCGCAGCUCGGCACCAGCUUCCGCGACCCGCGCCGCAUUACGCUUGAGAAAUUCGAAUUCGUCAAGGUGCUAGGCAAGGGCACCUUCGGUAAGGUGGUGCUGAGUCGCGAGAAGGGCACGGGCAAGUUGUACGCCAUGAAGAUCCUGAAGAAGAACCUCAUCAUCCAGAAAGAUGAAGUGGCGCAUACCAUCACCGAGAACCGCGUGCUCAAGAAGACUAAGCACCCUUUUCUCACGGCCCUGCGCUACUCGUUCCAGACGGCGGACCGCGUGUGCUUCGUGAUGGAGUACGCCAACGGCGGCGAGCUGUUCUUCCACCUGUCGCGCGAGCGAUCCUUCUCCGAGGACCGCACGCGCUUCUACGGCGCAGAGAUAGUCUCCGCGCUCGGGUACCUGCACGCAGAGGGCAUCAUCUACCGCGACCUCAAGCUCGAGAACUUGUUGCUGGACAAGGACGGACACAUCAAGAUCGCAGAUUUCGGCCUCUGCAAGGUGAACAUAACGUACGGGCGGACCACGAAGACCUUCUGCGGCACGCCUGAGUACCUGGCCCCCGAGGUGCUGGAGGACACGGACUACGGGCCCGCCGUGGACUGGUGGGGUACGGGCGUGGUGAUGUACGAGAUGGCGUGCGGCCGCCUUCCGUUCUACAACCGCGACCACGACGUGCUGUUCUCACUCAUCCUCAGCGAGGAGGUUCGGUUCCCGCGCGCGCUGUCGGCGGCAUGCCGCGCGCUGCUGGCGGGGCUGCUGACGAAGGAGCCUGCCAGCCGGCUGGGCGCGGGGCCCGACGACGCGCACGAGAUCAUGAACCACCCGUUCUUCGCGUCCGUCAACUGGGCCGACCUGGUCGCCAAGAAGAUCCCGCCGCCCUUCAAGCCGCAGGUGGAGUCGGAGACCGACACGCGCUACUUCGACUCCGAGUUCACGGGCGAGUCCGUCGAGCUCACGCCGCCCGAGAACGACUCCAGUCUGGCGCGCAUACAGGAGGAGCAGUUCCCGCAGUUCUCCUACCAGGACAUUUGUUCGUCGGCGCACUCUGCGCUGUCGCAUCACUCGGCGCUGGCGGACAAGCGCCAGUAGCCGGCGCGGGCCGUCCCUGCAGUCUGCAGCCUUCCAGGUCGUGCUCUUUGUGGAUGCAGUUUCAAAUAGUCGUUUUUAUUUGUUUGUUUGAGAUAAAAGGAUUCCUUUAUAUGACCGCGCUGAGAUCUGCUAUUGUAAGGCUACUCUCCUCGGUAUUACGAUAUUGGAAGUAUGUGUGAACAACAUUACUCUUACGUUUCAUAUUGUUAUUAUUUUGGGAUUUUGAUGAUAACUGAGUUUGCACCACAACCGUCUCCCGAUGGUUCAGCUGAUCCCGAACUGAAAUACAAUCUUGUCACGCCACCGUUGUAUGGAUCGCGCCGCUCGGUCGUCAUAUUUGUAUCUAAAAAUGGAAUUUUAUCUAACUCUCGUGUUACUUAAAAAAUCCCCAUCUAAAUAACCAAACUUAAAAUAAGUAUUUUUAAACAUAUUUGUAAUUGUUUUAUGAUGGGAAUAUGCAUAUACGUCUGUCAAUAAGAAAAUUUUCAUUAUCUCACGAAUUUAAAAAUAUUGUAGUAGCAAUGAAUAAACAACGUUCAAUUUAAUAUAAAUAGUUCGCUUAGAGCAACUCUAUAAACGAGCGCAACCUGCUCGGCGCGCCGAGUCCCGCCGUAGUGUACCGACCAUACAUACACCUCAACUAGAGCACGGACGUUAUCAUACUUACGAACUACACGUGCAUACUACUGCCUGCUGGUGCUUCAAGAUGACUGCCUUUGCUAAUGAAACCAAAAAAAGAAGAAAAUCGUUUAUUUACACCGAGUACCAGUAAUACAGAUAUACAUAUUUGCAAUGCACAAACACUUCAGUCCAUGCCUUUGAUUUUCAGGCCUACCCAGCGUAUUACUACAUAAUAUAAAACAAAGUCGCUUUUUCUGUCCCCAUACAGGGAUAUGUAGGCUAUGUAACCUUAAAUCUUUAAACCACGGAUUUUUAUGGAUGUUUAAUGACAUCUAAUAAAUAGUGCAAAAAUUAAUAUCGGCAUUGCAGUCUUCCUAUGGCGUUGCAGGUAUUAUAGUCAACAUUGAUUGUAAAACGUAUUUAAUGCACUUUUCAACCACUAUCUUCAUAAUCAAGACGAAAUUACCUAAAAAUCAGAAAAUGUGAUUAAAACUUAAAAAAAAUAAUGUAUAUAUCCAAACUUUAAAAAAUUGUAUUUGAACUUUAUGCAUAUUCCCUAUAGCUGUAUAACAGAGGUGAUUCUCAUAUGUAUUAUAUAAAUAUUGUAUCACUAAACUUUACUGUCACAUUGAAAUUAUGCAAUUUCAGCUGCACCACGCUCGGCCUCGAUAUUCAUUGACAAAUAUACUUUAUUUGCAUCUUCCUUGGUUUAACUAGAGUUGCUUAAAACAACACACUCUUUUUAAUGAGUUUUUGUUUCAUAGGUAACAACGGCUUGGAAUUGUCCCAUACCGAGAGCAGGGCGUGGUGUAGCUCACACAGAAAUAUAUCUGGAACCAGUUCAGUAGCCAGAUGUGUACAAACUGCGUAUUCGGCAGAAGCUGUGUACCGUAACCUGCUAAUCACUAUAACCAUAUCUGCAUUUGUUGCCUCUUGUAAUUUCAUAGUCAUGACUUCAUCCCUAGCUGUAGUUGUACCAGCUCGGAGCUUGUUAUUCAGGAUUUAUAAAUAAAACAUAAGACUACAGUAUUAAUAUUGUAUUCUGUGAAAACAAUACAAAUAGCUGGAAAAUUGGAACUGUCAUUGGUUUCUUGACAAAUAAUUAGCUAGAGACAGACAAGAGCAAGAGACGUCCGCGCCGUGAGCCGGCCUGGCUCGGGGCAGUCUCGCCGCACCGGGGGCACACUUAUAUUUCCUUUUGUAUAUAUUAUUAAAGUUAGGAUUAAAGCGAUG
Molecule: messenger RNA, 3723 nt
Organism: Spodoptera exigua (beet armyworm)
Lineage: Eukaryota; Metazoa; Arthropoda; Insecta; Lepidoptera; Noctuidae
Source: the annotation of a GenBank genome assembly